Messenger RNA from Necator americanus (New World hookworm), 939 nucleotides. RefSeq lists its product as uncharacterized. Gene Ontology annotation, cellular component: plasma membrane. The record is from RefSeq and is a predicted model, not a curated record. NCBI's taxonomy places the organism in Eukaryota, Metazoa, Nematoda, Chromadorea, Rhabditida, Ancylostomatidae. The coding region runs from base 1 to 939 and encodes 312 amino acids. The transcript has 9 exons.
AUGGGAACUCGUGCUGAUUCACGUUAUGUGAAUCCUCGAUUAACAGCUGAUCCCCGGAUGUACUCUCCAGUUCAUGGACGUGGUUAUGCGCAAGAUGAUUACUAUACGCAAUCAUCGGAAAGCACGUUGACCAGUUCGAAGGAGGAUAACUGUUUGCCAUGGUUGAAAUACGGAAUUUUUGCUGCCAAUAUUGUGUUUAUGGUUGUCGGUAGUCUCUUAUUGGCGAUGGGAGUAUGGCUGCGUACUGACAGUAGAUUUAGGGAUUUUCUCAGUGAGAGAUAUCGUCAAGCAGUGGAAGAGGCAUUUUGGGAAGCGCCUACGCUCUAUGCUUUUUCUUAUAUCAUUAUUGUGCUUGGAUGCUGCAUGAUUGUUGUCGCCUUUUUCGGUUGUUGUGGUGUAAAUGCGGAGAGCCGUUUAGUGCUAAUCAUAUAUUCUAUGGCAGUUUUUCUUCUACUAGUUGCAACCCUCAGCUGUGGAAUAUACCUUUUUUACAAGAAAGAUGGGAUUGAUGUUGAGUUAUCAGAUGCCUUGAAUUACAUGGUUCAACACUAUUAUCAAGGUGCAGGGAUUGUUCAAGAAUCUCUCGAUCAUCUUCAGACUACUUUUCGCUGUUGUGGGAACGCCGGUUGUUCGGAUUUUCGCGCAUUCCGUCAGGACCCACCUCGUUCAUGUGAUAUUAGGUGUGAUGGCUGUCAUUACAGGAUAUGGGUUGCUCUCAGUAUAGGUUUCUCAAUCACUUUGGUGGUUUUCUUUGCCGUUGUUAUCUGUCAGGUGCUGGCUCUCGUUUUUGCCCUGUACAUUGUAUUCACCCAGCCCACUCGAGUUCGCCUGGUGUAUGUGGAUCAUACAAAACCGGAGCCAACUUUGACUCGUGAAACAUUACAGCGUCAUAACUUGCCAUACGAUUUGCGCAAAGAUCGGCGUAGAAAAUACUAUUAG